AUGUCGUCCGUCGAUGUGGCAGCGACCCGCGCGUUCGCCCCGCGUGCGAUCGCCAUGGCGUUCUCCACGAUGGCGCUGAUGCACCUGCGUUACGCUAUCGGGUCAUGCUGUCGUCGCAGACAUGUUGUCAGGACAAUUUCAGUCGAAUCCUUUGAUGUAUCGCUUCGUCCGUCCCGCACGUGGCGAGACAAGGCGGUGCACCGGCUAGCAAACGCCACCCACGUGUCGGAAGAUGCCAUCUCGGUCGCGUUCACCACGUUUGAAUUGGUGUGCCAGAGCUACCAAGCGAUCCAAGUUGCAGAAUACGUCGUCGCUCGAAGCUUUGUCGUGGUGUAUGUGGUUGUCGUCGCAGUGCACUGCAUCCUGUCGCCUUGGCUCUUGGUGGCGCCGUCCCAUGUGCCAGCGAAACACUUCUUGCUCAAUUGGAGCAACAGCGUUUUUAGCUUUGGUUUGACAUGCCUGCUACCGCUGCUGGGGUUGUUGCUUCCCGUGCUUCAGUACUUGAUUGUAGACUCGACCCUUGGAAGCGAUCCUGUCUGGUCGACGCAUGUCCUCCUCUUCUCGCGAAUCGCGGUUGUGUCGUCGCCGGUGGGGUUUCUGGUCAAAGUCACAAUCGACGUGGGCACGUUGGUUUCGCUUCGUCGACUAGACGGCGUGUUGACGAGAGCAUCUGGCCGUCGUUCGCGCCCUCGACAUGCCCCAAACGCGCCGUCGUGGAUGCUUUGGCUGUAUGUGGUCCUGUGCGCCGCGUGGGGGGUUGUGCUUGGCGCGCUGUGCAUUCAGGGCAUGCUUUUCCGCCAGGCGUGCCCGCCGUAUUGCAUCGUGUCGACAACUCCACUUUUCGAUCGAUCGUGCCAGUGCAGGUACUUGCACAUGGAUUGCCAUACGUUGCACAACGCGUCGCUUGACGUGGAUGACGUUCUCGACCCCGCCACGAUUGGCUCGGCGCUGUUUAUCCUGCAAGUGAGUCGCUGCGACAUCCCAAACGGCAUUUCGAACACAUCGCUUGCUCGCCAGCCCGGGCUCUUUGCCAUCACCCUGCAGUUCACGAGAAUGCAUUCCUGGCCUGGGACCCUGCCUCCAACGACAGCCAGCAUCGUCCUGCGGCAAUGUGCGUUUUCGACGAUCCCGGCCAUUUUGGAAAAAGUGCUGCCCGCGACCAUGCGAAUUCUUAUCGUCGAGUCCACGCCGUUGGCAUCGUUACCGCUUCAAAUCAGCCGUCUGUGGCAUCCCCUGGCAUCGCUCCAACUGAUCAACACGAGCCUUCGAGAGCUACCCAUGGCGAUUACUUCCCUCGCCAACCUGAACUCGCUGUCGCUGUUCAACAACCGAAUCCAACAUGUGCCGGUGGCAUGGCAGUCGCAACUCAACGCGCUGCCAAACUUUCGUAGCCUCAAUUUGGCUGCCAACGACUUGACCGAACUCCCAACGAUGCUGCGAACCGAUAUUGACGUGGACCUGUCUCUCAACCCGAUCGGUUCCCUGCCCCAAGGACUGGACUUGGAUCGACUGCUCAAGCUGAAGCUCAGCCACACAUCGUACUGCAAUGAAACGUACCCAUCGCCACCGUCGAUCUGUGCUGCCAGUGCAUGCGCGCACGCGUGCCAAUUCUCGAUGGUUGGCGAUCGAAACUGCGACGUGGGAUGCUUCAACGCCGCGUGCGAUUUCGACGGGACCGAUUGCAAGGAGUAUGGCCUCGAGCCGCCGUGAGUUUCAACAAGACUUACAGUCGCACAGCGCGCGGUGUACAGAGAACGGCAGGGCUGCCGUUCACUAUGAAACUUCUCGGCAUUGUUGCUUUGGUAGCCCAGAAUGAUUGAAUGAAUCUUGCUCGAUCGAGAUAUCUCCCCCCGA
Molecule: messenger RNA, 1854 nt
Organism: Aphanomyces invadans
Lineage: Eukaryota; Oomycota; Saprolegniomycetes; Saprolegniales; Verrucalvaceae
Exons: 1
Coding region: 1-1710 (569 amino acids)
Source: RefSeq, a predicted model, not a curated record